This is a messenger RNA of Notodromas monacha, 2987 nucleotides long. The record is from the annotation of a GenBank genome assembly. Lineage: Eukaryota; Metazoa; Arthropoda; Ostracoda; Podocopida; Cyprididae.
AAUUUCGGGAUGGGACAAGUGGAUUCUCUUGGGAGGUUCUACAGCUUCCGAGAUCUGGAAGGUCCACCCGGCAGCUGCGAUUAUGUCGUGUCCCGUGAUAGCACUGGUGCUUUCUCGAAAGUUCUGCACAGCUUUCUCGGGAAAAAUCAGGGACUUCUCGUAGAAAGACGCUCGAGUAAUGGUUUAGUAUGGUUACUACAAGUUCUCCAUGGCGAACUUUUCGCAGCGACAAGUGCAGCCUUAAGACCAGAUCCUGACUCUUGGGGCAGCUCAGGUAAGGCUUUUUCUAUAGAAAUUGACGGUUUUGCGGUACUUCUUUUUGUGAUGGCGUUUGCCACGAGAUUUUACAGACUAGACGAACCUCGGCAUAUUGUAUUCGACGAGCUGCACUACGGAAAAUUUGCUCAGAUGUACCAAAAACAGGCAUUCUUCUUUGACUCUCAACCACCUCUUGGAAAGCAGCUUGUUGCUCUCGCAGUGCGAUUUUCCGGCAUUGGAGAUGCUGCGUUGAAUUACACGUUUACAAAAAUCGGGGCUCCAUAUGCUCCGGAUAUGCCAGUAUUUGCCAUGCGGUUCGUCCCUGCUCUUUGUGGAUGCAUUCUUGUGCCAAUAAUUUACCACCUGGUAGUGGAAAUGGGCUUCUCGCAUUUUGCUGCUGGCAUAGCAGCUCUGCUUGUGUUGUUUGAUGCUGCGUUGAAUUACACGUUUACAAAAAUCGGGGCUCCAUAUGCUCCGGAUAUGCCAGUAUUUGCCAUGCGGUUCGUCCCUGCUCUUUGUGGAUGCAUUCUUGUGCCAAUAAUUUACCACCUGGUAGUGGAAAUGGGCUUCUCGCAUUUUGCUGCUGGCAUAGCAGCUCUGCUUGUGUUGUUUGAUAACGGUCUCCUGUGCCAAAGUAGAUUCGUGCUUAUGGAAUCCCAGUUGUUGCUUUUUGCUGCUGUCGGCCUGUUAUUUGUGCUGAAAAUCACUCAUCGGAAGCCCAGUAAUAGUGACUAUUUUUCCGCUUCGUGGUGGCUGUCCCUGGUCUUUGGGAUUGGAUUUCUCGCUUGUGCCGUGUGUGUGAAGUUCGUGGGGUUCUUCUCGCUGUGUUUGGGCGCGGCGGCGCUUGCGAGGUUUCUCUGGCGUCACGUGCCGGAUAAGUCGAUAAGUUCUGGCACUUUGGUUCGACACGCUGCUAUUUUUUGCGCUGCUUUUGUCGUGGUACCGCUGCUGGUUUAUUUGACUUGCUUCUAUGUGCACUUGAGUGUGCUGACGAAAGCUGGCCCGCACGACAACGUCAUGACGUCGCAUUUUCAGUCGUCUUUGGAGGGUGGACUUGCAGCAGUGAUUCAGAAUCAGCCUCUGGAAAUCGUUCACGGAAGUCAGAUAACGUUGAGACACACGUUUGGACGCCCUUGCUGGAUGCAUUCCCACGAAGACACCUAUCCCAUAAAAUAUCCAGACGGCCGGGGUUCCUCGCAUCAGCAGCAAGUCACCUGCUACUCUUUUAAGGAUGUCAAUAACUGGUGGAUCGUAAAGCGACCCGAACGAAAUGAUUUAGUUGUAUCCGAGCCCAGAGACCGAAUCAAGCAUGGAGACAUCAUCCAACUCGUCCAUGGUCUGUCUUCUCGUGCUUUGAACGCUCACGACGUCGCCGCUCCUUUGUCUCCGCAACACCAAGAAGUAUCCUGCUACAUUGAUUACAACAUCAGCAUGCCUGCCCAGAUUUUGUGGAGGGUAGAAAUCGUUAACCGAGACAAGGUCGGCGAUUUCUGGCACACCGUGGAAUCGCAAGUGCGACUGAUUCACGUGAAUUCGACCCAAGGUUUGAAAGUCAGCGGGAAACAAUUGCCCGAAUGGGGUUAUAAUCAAUACGAAGUAGUUACUGACCGCGUAAUCAAUCAGCUGGAUACUGUGUGGAACGUAGAGGAGCAUCGACACACAAGAAAUCAAGCCCAAAAGGACCGGGAACGAGAACUGAUACUCCACGAAAUGAUACCCAUGGAACCCACGAAACUCAGCUUUUGGGAGAAGAUGCUGGAGCUGCAGUUGAAGAUGCUGCUGCUGGGCUCUGACAGUCCGCAGCAACACAUGUACAUGAGCAGUCCGUUGGAGUGGCCCUUUUUGACCCGCGGGAUCGCCUACUGGAUUUCCGUGGAAUCCAAUGCCCAGAUCCACUUGCUCGGGAAUGUACUGGUGUGGUACACGGGCACGUUCGCCUUGGUCUUGUACUUCUUGCUCUUGGUGUUUUAUUUGAUGCGACGACGAAGGAAUUGCUACGACAUUCCUGAAGAUGUGUGGCAGCAGUUCCGGUUCUCCGGGGAAGUUCUAGGAGCUGGAUAUUUGAUGCACUUCGUGCCUUACUUUUUGGCAGACCGGACCCUUUUCCUGUAUAACUACUUUCCAGCAUUGCUCUUCAAGUUGCUUGUAGCUGCAGCGGUAUUUGAUCACUUCCGUGUGCUUCUAACAUUGGCUGGCAGCAAGAAAUUACAAAUCCUUGCCAAGACAUCUGCGGUCGUCAUUUUGAUGGGAAUCGCGUUUGUAUUUUUCAAAUUCUUGCCGCUCUCUUAUGGCCUGACCGAGUUGACAAAGGAUCAGGUGGAGAACCUGAGAUGGAAAGAUACGUGGGAUUUGAUUGUACACAAAAAGUGAAAAAGACAAUUUAAUUUUUCGAGUAAUUUUUUUUGAGAAAAAAAUAACCCAUAGAGAUCUGUUUUAUUUUUCCAUCAAGAGAUUGUUUGUGGUGCAUGUUUGAGCUUCGCUUUUGUUUUGUUUUUUUUCGUAAGUGAUUUGAAAGCGCAUUUAUAGCUCAUGCUCAUGCGACGAAGCUGCUUGAGGUUGUAAAUCCAAAUUUUUCUUGGGGUGACACUUGGGAACGGAAACAUUCCAAAUUCUUUGAUCGAAUGAAUCUAUUGUUUGUUAUUUGGAUCUUGUGGGAUUUUCCCGUUGCUUUGUGAUGAAACCUUGUUUUUGUUGGUUUUGGUUGGAUAUUGCAUUUACGUUACUCAGGA